AUGAUCCUAUCUUUCCUCCCAUUGAAAGAAGCUGGGCGAACAAGUGUUCUUUCUUCUCGUUGGAGAAACCUGUGGAGUUGCACCUCACAUCUCAACUUUCAGGACUGUAACUCGAUGGAGAACAUUAUCAGGGCUUCAGAAUUUCACAGUGUCAGUGUUGAGAGGGAAAAGUAUGUAAAGUGGGUGGAUUCGGUUCUCCAAUCACACCGAGGGUCCACCGUGAAAGAAUUAAGAAUAUGCUUUAGUUUAGUCAAAUCAGCCAGAAAGUCAAUUACGAAGUGGCUUGAAUUGGCUUUUGAGAGGCACAUCGAAAAGUUGGAGUUGAACCUUUCAGAUGGUGACUAUUUUCACGUCCCAGAUCAAACGUACGUGUUUCCUCAAGAGUUAUGCAGUUCAGACGGUCCUUACAAAUCUAGUAGACUUUUCAACUGUAAGUCCAUAAAAAUGUUGUCCUUGUGCGGUAUGCAAGUCGCUGGUGAAACUAUUGAGUUUUUCUUACGUGGCUGCCCAUUGCUCGAGCAGUUAAUUGUCCGCGACUCCUACUAUUUGACAGGUCUUGAAGUUUGCGGACCAUCCCUUGUAUUAAAGCAUUUGGAGAUAUGGGGUUGCCUUCAUUUAAAAUCCUUAAGAAUUUCUGCUCCGAAACUAACGUCACUUGUACUAUUUAAAAUAGAAGGCCUCUUGCUUGAGGACGUUCCAAUGCUUACUAGUGUUUAUGUGACCUACGGGGACUCUUUGACUCCUUAUAUCUAUGUAGAGAGAUUAAUUUCUACAGUACUUUGCCGUCUUUCCCAAUUGGAGAUUCUCACCUUUGACAUUUAUUGUCAGAAGGAGCUUUUAUCGAUGCUCAAAUUCCCCAUGAUGCCUAAACUUAAGAAGUUGGUCAUCAUUGAAACUUUACGUGGUGUGGACUCGAGUCUUCUUGGCGUAGCUAAUUUUAUCAGUGCAUCUCCCAACCUGCAAGAUUUUGAGUUAAAGGUUGGUCUUUGUAAAUAUUAUUCCUGCUAUCUCCAAAGCUGGGUUAAAGUUGAAAGGUCAAACAACGAGAUUCAGAAGGGAUUGAAGCACUUCCCACUGCACCAGCAUCUGAAUGUUUUUCGUUUUUUAGGAUAUUAUGCUUGCCCGAGUGACGUUGAAUUAGUGAACUACUUGUUGGAGAACUGUGUCGCGCUUAAGAAAAUCAUUGUUGAUACCCAAUCUCACCGACGCGUGGCCUACUAUACACUUGAUUCUAAACAAAUAGAAUUGGCUGAAAUAGCAAAGGGUUACGCAAAACAGCAGCUGGAGCCGCUAGUACCUAACCACAUUAGCUUAUUUAUAUGCUGA
Striga hermonthica is the source of this 1326-nucleotide messenger RNA. NCBI's taxonomy places the organism in Eukaryota, Viridiplantae, Streptophyta, Magnoliopsida, Lamiales, Orobanchaceae. The record is from the annotation of a GenBank genome assembly.